AACAAUGUUGUUUGCUAACAUCCAAAGACUCAGUCUUUUCAUUUUAAAUUUUUUUAUUUAGUAAUUUAUCAUAGUACAUGCACUUUAAAUUUUCUUUUGGGCAAUAAUAUUUUUUAUUAUCAUUAUUUAGUUAUUUUCAUUGUCAAAGUUUAGUUGCUGAAUUUUAUUGAAUAACAAAAAUCCAAUUUGUGGAAACAAAAACCAAGAUUUGAAGUUAACUGAGGGGAAAGAAAAGGAAAAUAUUAACCCUUUUUUUUGUGUGGUUGGAUUGAGAGGAAAAAAAAAGGAUUUGUUGUUCAAAGCAAGAAUUUUGAUUUUUUUUUUGGUCCCUUUUAUCAUCACCUUGUUGAAAUAUAUUUAUAUUCCCCUUUUGUUUGGUAAAGAGAGAUAUUUGAAGAUGGGAAUUUGCUGGGGUUCUUCAGCUGAUAAUCCAACAACACCAAGCACCACUGGUCAUCUUAGUUCUGUAAUAUCUCAGACAGCCAGCAACACAGCAUCUUAUUCAACUUCUAGGGGCAGUAACAUCUCAAGGGACAGCGGGUUCUCAGCUUCGAGUGGGGACGAGGCUUUUCCCAAUGGGCAGAUAUUGUCCGCUCCAAACCUAAGGAUCUUCAGUUUUGCAGAACUGAAGACUGCAACUAAGAAUUUUAGGCCUGACAUGGUGCUCGGUGAGGGAGGUUUCGGUCAAGUCUUCAAAGGCUGGAUCGAUGAGAAGGCACUAGGGAAGAGUGGAAGUGCAACCCUCGUUGCUGUUAAGAAACUCAACUCUGAGAGCUUGCAAGGAUUUGAGGAAUGGCAGUCGGAGGUAAAUUUCUUAGGAAGGUUGUCUCAUCCUCACCUUGUAAGGCUACUUGGGUACUGUUGGGAGGAUAAAGAGCUUCUUCUUGUUUACGAGUUUAUGCAGAAGGGUAGCUUGGAAAACCAUCUAUUUGGAAGGGGUUCUAGUGUUCAAUCACUUGAAUGGAACAUACGGAUUAAAAUUGCGAUAGGAGCAGCAAAGGGCCUAUCGUUCUUGCACUCAUCGGAUAAGAAAGUAAUUUACAGAGAUUUUAAAGCCUCAAAUAUACUACUUGAUGGGUCAUAUACCGCCAAGUUAUCGGAUUUUGGGUUGGCCAAAUUGGGUCCUUCGGCUAGCCAAUCGCAUGUAACAACAAGGGUUAUGGGCACAUAUGGUUAUGCAGCUCCAGAAUAUGUUGCUACCGGACAUUUAUACGUAAAGAGCGAUGUGUACGGUUUUGGUGUUGUUUUAGUCGAAAUUUUAACAGGGUUGCGAGCACUUGAUCCAAAUCGACCCAGCGGGCAACAUAAUCUGUCAGAAUGGAUAAAACCGUAUUUAUCCGACAGAAGAAAACUAAAAAGCAUAAUGGAUAAUCGGUUGGAGGGCAAAUAUCCAUCCAAAGCUGCAGUUCGAAUAGCCCAGCUCGCUUUAAAAUGUCUUGAACCUGAACCUAAGUACCGUCCAUCAAUGAAAGAAGUUGUAGAAACUUUAGAACAGAUUGAAUCAAUAAAUGAUAAUCCAAAAGAGCCUCGAAACCGUACUGCUCGUCAAACAACUCGUAGGCACCGCCAGCAGCCAUUGCAUCAUCGAUCUCCACUCGCUCCAAAGAAUGAAACAGGUCGAGCCAACUAGAAUCCUCCACAGCUGAGUUAGGUUGUGGAAUAUCUACCCAAUUUGUUGCAGGUCUCAAUAUUAACAUGCUAAUUGUUUCACCAAACAUUUCCCUACCCCCCCUUUUUUUUAUAUUCUUGUAUUUAUUUUAGAAUCUACGAGUUCCAUUUUUUCGUUGUGACUCAUGUUUAUUUCAGUAAGUACAGCUUUUCGUGCUUGAUAUCUUGUUAGAAUUGUUCUUAUUAAUUCAGUUCUGCUGUUUCUUA
Molecule: messenger RNA, 1875 nt
Organism: Gossypium raimondii (Peruvian cotton)
Lineage: Eukaryota; Viridiplantae; Streptophyta; Magnoliopsida; Malvales; Malvaceae
Product: probable serine/threonine-protein kinase PIX13
Exons: 6
Coding region: 398-1630 (410 amino acids)
Biological process (GO): protein phosphorylation
Molecular function (GO): protein kinase activity; ATP binding
Source: RefSeq, a predicted model, not a curated record